CCUGCCGGGCGCCGCCGGACAGACACAGACGGACGGGGGGAUCUGACCGCGCCCCGUCGUCUCCUUUCGGCUGCCCUUAACCCCUCCGGCCUCCCGGCCCUGUUUGACAUUCGCCUCUCGCCCAGACCUCUCGCGGCCUCGGACCUCCCACGCCUUCAUCCUCCCUCUUUUCCCUGACUUCCAGCCUCUUGCCACCUGCUCACCCUUUUACGGUAUCUGCAGUUCUGUGGCCUUCCACCCAUUUUCGCCUCCACUUUUUAGUUUGGCCCCACCCUUUUUCACCAGCUUGAAAGUGGAGACCGAAAAAGGGUGGGAAGGUGUAAAACAGAUGGAAAGGCAAGCAAUGAAGUGGAGCCAAAAAAAUGGGAAGAAGGCUGAGAAAAAGCGGGAGUCCUUCCCUCCCUUUUCCCCUUCCUUUCUCCCUUCCCCUUCUCCUAAGUCUUCCUCUCCCCCUUCCUGUUUCCCUUUUUCUCUCCAUCCCCUUCUAGGCCUAGGCUUUGCCAUCUGAGCACACUCAAAGGCGUUGCUGCUGUAUUUGUGUUUGUUUCCGGGGGAAGAGUGAAACCCUGUGGGGACGAAGCCUGGUUAAGCUGAAAAAAAUGCAGCUAUUUUUCCUGCGGUCGGAGUUAUUUUUAACACCAGUAAGUUCUUACAUGCGAGUAUUUUUCCACUCAUUCCAUAACUCGGAAAUAGUUGAAAGGAGGUUAAUCAAACAUUUGAAUUAAGUGCAUCUUCAGGCAAAGGCUCAGCAUGGAAAAUUUUAGCUGCAAAACAGACGUUCUGGAGAAAAUGGAGCCUGCAGAGCCAGCAGGCAGCGCUGGGAUGGGCUGGGAAAGGCUCCGUGUACCAGUGGUAAUGGUGGGAAGGCAGCUGCUGGGAAAGGUGCUUCCAGCAGUGUGCAUGUGCUGCGCUGGUGCCAGUGAGUUGGUUACCCAACCAGACAGGGUUCUCAGGACAUUACAUUAUUAGCAUGGGCAAUACAUACAUACAUAAAUUUAACUGAAAUCACACGUAGCGAUGACUCAGAGGCAGCAUUCCCUCCAUGCUGGGGCAGGUGCAGCAAGGAAGGAGCUGCCACGGAAAGGCAAAGUGCGGGGGACUUCUAAGCUCUGAAAUGUCCUGCAUACGUGGACAGACUUCUAAAGCACUGCCCGGAGCCGCUGGACCUGCAUCUCAGGACAUGGGCGCUGGGCCUGGCUGAACAAAGGGGACCAGACAACAAAGGAUGUAAUGAUUUAACGCCCUCUGUACCCAGAGAUUUUUCCUGAUUUUCAGAGUGCAGCAAAAACAGGGGCACUCUUCUAAACACCGCUCUCUCAGGAUGGCUGUGAGGAACCACGUUCAGCCCCACACCGUCCGGCAGUGCUGUGGGACCCACAGAUCCAGGCUUCGGGGACGGCUGUGUGCACAGAGGCACCGCAUUGGUUCCGGCUGUGCAGUGCUGCAGCUCCAGAGCAGGCUGUGCACGCUGGCACAGAGGAGCAGUGGGUGCUGCUCUCCAGGCUGUGGCUGCACACAGCAGUGUGUGCACAUCGAAGCACUGCAGUACCACUCCUGGGAUGCUGUGCUGCGCUCCUUCCUCCUUCCUCACCUCCGCCUGCCUGCUAUGAACGGAGUCUUGGCUUUGUUUUACUGAUUUCUAUUUAGUAUCCUAAAAUAUUCACUCCAAGUUCCGCUUGACAGACGUCCCUAAUCUAAUCUCCACGUCUGCUUUCUAAUUUUCGCAGUCAGGAUAAAACAAAUCGGCCGCCGUUAAUUGCCUGCGCUGCAGCCGGGAGCUUUGGGCUGUGAUUUACGAGCUCGGAGCAGGCGCUCUGCAACGCAUUUUUCUUAAUUUAUUUUUAAUGAGUCUCUCAAUUAAUUUUCUUGGAAACAUCUUAAUGAUGUUGGAGGCGAGUGUUAAUGAGGUUUGCACCAGUGCCUCAUUUUGCAUAUCUUGAAGUACUGAAUGGCAUCACGAACACACGCUUGGUCCUAAAAAAGAGGAAGGAAUGGGACUGGGUGGAGACACCUAGCUCAGCUCCCACCUUGUUCAGGCACUGGGGCCGUGUGGGGCUGUCAGCAGCGAGCCCACCGAGAUGGGUAACCCUGCAGAGAUGGGUGAACCUGGCAGCAAGGGCAAGCAGAAGGGCAGUGCUGCACAUGGUCCUGCGGCUGGAACUCAUCUCAACGAACGGAACCAGGCCCUGGGCUCAGCAUCCGGGCUCACUGCGGUGUUCCCGUGCUUCCCCCAGAACAUGGGCACUGCAUCCCCUGCUGUGCCCAUCGGUGGCGCAGGCUGGGCUGCACGGCGCCCUGGUAAUUGUCGUGUGUGUGUGGCUGGAGGCAGCAGCUGGAUCUCCUUUGUUUCCUCACAGCAUGUCAGUCUUCAUUACACCAGAGAGGAAUGAAAAUGGAUUCACUUUUGUCCCAGCCAGAAUGUGGCAGCUGUUUAAUUUCAAUUAACGUGGCACUGAAAAGAAUAACAUUGCGGCAGUAAUUAAAGUGAGACGGCUCCAACCCCAGUGCUGCUCGGCAUGUGGUGCCGGCUCACCCAACAGAGCAACUGCUUCAGCCCUGCGUUCUCCCAGCAGCAGGCAAGGAGGGCAAGCAGCCUGGCACGGCUCGGCACGGCUCGGCACAGUGCGGUGCUGCUGGGAAAUGCUCUUCCCUUGCACUGGCAGAAACUAAGGCUAAAUUCAGCUCAGCAGUUCUGCACAGCAGUGCCAAUUCCUAGCUAAAACACCACUCAUGGAACUGCGGAGUGUGGUGAGGGCAUGGCAGGUGGAGCUGGGAGCUCAUCUGUACCAGGUCAGCUCUUCCGAGCCUUCCCACACCCAUGGGCACCACACCUACCCCUGAGCCUCCAAGUGUUAGGGUUGCACUCAGCCCCCUCGGACUUCCUUUUCCCCAGCAGCUGUGCCAGACCCCCAUGCUGUGGGCAUUGCGCUGCUGGGGCUGCCAGGCCCAAGCUGUUUGGGUACCGCAGCUCCUGCAGCAGAGGGAUCAGUGCUAUGUUUUUUCCCACUAUUGAUCUGGUGCUUUAAAAGGGGAAAAAAAUCUCCCUGGCUGUCUAAACAUUAUUGAUCCAUGCCGGGAAGCCGCACAGACAGGGAAGGGCGUGGAGAAAUUGAAAUUUAAUUUCCGACAACUUGUUCCUGUUACUUUUACCUUUUUGGACAGAAGCACGGAGCAGCAGCCGCCGUCGAUGCGGUCGAUCCCUCCUCUGGCAGCACUGUGCAGCUCUGUGAGCCCUGCCAGAAUGCAGCCAUCCCAGGGUACGGCACCUAUGGCACCAAGCACAGCUCCGCUCUGCACCUCAGCAGCAUGGCUGGAGUGCAGCACAAGGAUGGCACAGAGACGUGUGGGUGUGAACACCUGAGAUUGGCACGAGGCUGCCAGAAGGUUCAGCCCCUGCCAGCACUGGGCACAGUGGUGGUUUGCUGUGCAACAGCCUGGGCCAGGCACAGUGUCGCCGGGUUCUGGUUCCAGGCAUUGUCCUCAGAACAAGACCAGGACUGGGCUGCAGUGGGAAGAGUGCCAUGCCGUGCCAGGGACACAGCAUGGGCGAGGGGGAGAGCGGUGCAGGGAGGUGAGAGCUGCAGGCACCGCUGGGGCCCUGCACCCUGGAGAGGAGGGACUGAUGUUGCUGGGGUCGAGUCGAGCCCCUGUGUGCCUUCACUUCACAGGCAGCAGGCGCUCCUGGGAGCUGCAGCACCAAUGGUCAGAGAGAAUGUGACCAGAAUAUGGCACGUACAGGGAGGUUCCUGCUGUGAGAUGCCAGCCUAGGGAGACCCAGGGAGGGCUGUGAGGGGCAGAGGUGACCAUGGCAGAGCUGAGCAGCCACAUCCAGCAGCAGCAGCAGGAGAUGGAGUCCUAUCAGUCCCGGGGCCAGAGAGAAGCAGUAGGGCUGGAGCCACAGCAUGGGGGGGCCCAGACACGCCAGGACUCACAGCAGCAGAACACUCCAGCCUUCCUACAGAUGCUGCAGGUGGACUUGGACAUCUGCAGGGACAUGAACAGCAUGCGGCUGGCCCAGCUGCAUCUGCAGCAGCGCGUGGUGGAGCAGAAGCACCAGGACUUGAUCUCUCAGAAGCAUCAUUACCAGGCAAUGAUGGAGCAGGACCAGAAGGACACAGUUCAGAUAGAGGCCACCUCUGCAGAUUCCUGUAGUAGUUCCAGUGCAAGCGAUGAUCUCCUGGAGGAGUACACAGAGCAACUGGAGCAGGUGGCCACGCAAGCAGGCAGAGAGCACUGCAUGCAGAGGGAAGCCCAGGAGCAUCAGUGCUGGGCACAGGACAUGUCAUCAACAGGACACAGCACUGCUAAAGAAGAAGCCCAGGGCAGGAGGAGACAGUGCCAGCGAGCAAGCCUGUCUCGAGCGGCCCAGGUCCCAGCACGGUCACUGGCAGCCCAGAGCCGCCUACAGCACAAGGAGGAACAGCUGCAGCCACGUGCAGGGAGCACCAUGCAGUGCACAGAGGAACAGCCAUGUUCUUGUGCAAGGAGCAGUAUGCAGCACACAGCUGAUGGCAACGAAGUGGAGCCACGAGCACAGCAGGAGGUAGCAGAAAGCAGGGAGAUGGCAGUGUGGCUCCAGAUGGAGUUGAGCCGGUGGCAGCAGAAGCAGCAGGUGACUCUGGAACAGUCACUGCAAUACAUGCAUGCUGCUGCCCGUGCCAAACAGGAGCUACAAAAGAGCCAAGAGCAACUCCAAGCCCUGAAGAACCAGCUGAAGGCUCAGAAGGAGCAGAACCGGACCCUGCAGCACAGCCUGGAAAAGCAGCAAGAGGUGCUGGCAGCCACCAAGGCCCGGGAGAUGCAAAGUUUGCAGCAGCUCAGUAGACACAAGCAGACAAUCCACGACCUACAGCAGAAAGCAGCCUCGAGCAGAAAGAAGAUGGCAGAGCUGCUAGAGCAGGUGGAGGACGUGGCAUCCCUGAAGGCAGAGCUGGCCCAAGCCCAGAGAAAGAUAGGCCACAAUCUUCCACUCCUUUGUCGUUAUGAGAAAGAGAGGCAGCAGCUCCACAGGGAGCUCAAGGAGCAACAGAGGGCCCAGGUGCAGAGCCAGCAGGAGGCCCGCUCCUUCCAGGAGAAGCUGCAAAAGCUGAGCAGCCAAGUUCGGUACUGGCAGGAGUUACACCAGGACACUCAGCGAACUCUGGCUAGACGGGAAGAUGAGCUGUCUGUCUGCAACGCGGAGAUGGAUUUCAAGGAAGAAUUCAUCAAGGCCAUGAGACAGGCUCAGGCCAGGAACAGGCAGAACCACAGCCCAAGGACAGGAGGAGUGCAACCUGAGCCCCAGGCACCACUGAAGGACAGAUCCUGGCCUACAGGCAGGGCAGAGGCGGAAAGGCCGGGCCAGGAGUGGGCUAACUGCAGAGCCAGCACCAACAAGGGAGGAGGCGGUGGCGGUGGGUCUGUAAAAACCCUGCAUGCUUCCCACACCCCAGCCUGUUCUAAUAGCAGUAGGCUGCACCAGGACAGGAAUCUGAUGCUGAUCAAUAAUAGCCAGAGUGUGAAAGAGCAGAUGCAGUCAAAUGAGAAACACCACAAGAUCCAGCAGCAAGUCAAGCAGGCUGCAGAGUUCACAGGCGAAAACCAACAUCUUCAAGACACACUGGACAGCUUGCACGUGGAAAACACAUACUUCAGGGCUAGAACACAUGUACAGUACCACAAUCAUGAGCAGAUGAAGGCUCUACAGGGCAACAACCUGACUGCACGAGCCCUUCAGAACUUGGCAGGGCUGUCUCUGCCUGGAACUCACUCCAGGAUGAGAAGUGACACAAAACAACGGGAGGGUUAA
Molecule: messenger RNA, 5788 nt
Organism: Meleagris gallopavo (turkey)
Lineage: Eukaryota; Metazoa; Chordata; Aves; Galliformes; Phasianidae
Source: RefSeq, a predicted model, not a curated record